AGGGCCGAUGUGACUAAUUGAUUGCCAGAGCCUGCUGUGUGUGUGCUGCGGUCGACUCCAAAGUUUGAGCUUUUCACGUUUCGAAGGGCGCGUACAUCUGUUCGAAAGGGAACUUGCCAGUCCCUUAGCUCGUAACUUUUCCCCGCAAUUUCCUUCCCCCCACGAGGAUCGAGAAGAGGAUUUUUGGACCUGUGACUGGCCUGCCAGGAAGUCGGGAAGAGAAAAACGUGAUUUUCACGCCCGAGUGUGUUCUCUGUGUGUGUCUCUCUCUCUUUGUGUGUGGUGAAAAGUCGUCGGGAAAAGUCGAGCGCAAAGAUGUCCGCUAUCGAGCUGCUGAAGGAAAUACUCAAGGUCUCGGAGAAGGCGGCCAACAUAGCACGGGUUUGCCGCGCCGAUGACCACCUGUUUAAGCUGCUGGUGCAGGAAAAGGCGCCCGAGGAGUCUAACAGCCGCUUCGAGCACGACUUCAAAACGCUCGCCGACUGCCUCAUCCAGGAGGCCGUGAAAUACGACAUUGGAAAAAGGUUUCCGGCCCUUCGGGACAACAUCCGGGGCGAGGAGAAUCCCAUGUUUACGAACGCGGCCGGAGAGUCGACGGUGGUGACCGUGACCGAGGACCGGAACGAAACCGUGGAAAACAUUGCCAAGGUGUUGAACGAUGACAAGGUGGCGGCGGAGCGGCUCGUUGAGGAAGUGUACCGGGAAAUCGAGCUCGACUGGGAGCAGUGGCAGGUUCCGAUCGGGGAAGCGGCCACGCUGGACCAGGAGAUCGACCAGCUGGGCAUCUGGAUUGAUCCGAUCGAUGCGACGGCGGAGUACGUGCGGGCGCAGGAUAAGGGCACCAAAUAUCCCAACAUAAUGGCAUCCGGGCUCAAGGUCGUCACCGUGCUGAUUGGCGUGUUCGAAUUCGCGCACGGAACUCCCAUCAUGGGGGUGGUGAACCAACCGUUCGCCGAAGAACCGGAAACCGGCCGGUACGAGGGUAAGAUUUUCUGGGGCAUUACCAUCGGCGAUUUAAAAUUCAACAACAUUCAGGCGGUGGACACCGACGAGCGAAUCGCCGUCCUGUCCCCGUCCGAACAGUCCAAGUACGUUGAAUUUCUCAAGAAUCAGCUAAAGUACGAAAUUGUGUGCUCGUCGGGCGCUGGUUAUAAAAUCCUGAAGGUGGCCACCGGCGAGGCGGAACUGUUUCUGCUGAGCAAGGGCACCACCUACAAGUGGGACACGUGCGGUCCGCAGGCCAUUCUGCGCUCGCUGGACGGGGAUUUGUUCGAUUUGCAAAACACGCUGAUCAACAAAUCGCUGAAGAAGAUUUCAUAUCAGGACCGGAAGAUUAUCCGCAACGUCGGCGGACUGAUCGCGUACCGAAACAUCGAAAAGUUUAAGGAUUUCCUCAAGCUAUUCUCCGCCACGAUGCCUGCCGUAGCGAAAAAGUCCCGCCAGGCCAAGCCCAAAACCAAAACCACUCCGGCCAAGAAGCAACCGCUGGUGCUGGUCAAUCGGCCCGCGAAAUUCUCCCCGAAGAAUCCGCCGCUGGGAGCGCCGGAACGGUACGAGAAGGGCAUCCUGUUUGUGAAGCACCUGCCGCACGGGUUCUUCGAGAAGCAGCUGCGGGCGUUCUUCAGCCAGUUUGGCGAUGUGACGCGGGUUCAUGUGGCGCGCUCGAAGCGGACACUGCGCAGCAAGGGUUACGCGUACGUCGAGUUCCGGUACCGGGAGGUGGCCCAGAUUGCGCAGGAAACGAUGGACAACUAUUUGAUGUUUGGGAAGAUUUUGAAGACGGUGCUGUUGCCGGCGAAUACGCGCCGGAUUCCGCGCCAGUACGAGAAGGCGUUCGACCGGGACGGGAAGGAGACGACCACUUAUAAGGUUUGGCUGCGGAGGGCCGUGGCCAGACAGAAUGGGCGGGUGACGAAGACGAAGGCGGUGGAGCGGAACAACCGGGCGCUGGCCAAGCUGAAGAAGGCGAAGGAGCAGUUCAAGACGAUUGGCGUUGAGUACGAUGUUGAUGAAGUGUCGCCGGACUUUACCGCGGACCAGUUGGCCAAACCCGAGCACGACCCCGAGGAGGAUGCCAAGAAGGCGAAGCGAGCCAAACGCAAGAAGGGCAACAAGAACGAGUCCGUGGACGAAUCGCUGCUGGAAAAGUUGCUGCCGGAGGCAGCCAACUCCGACAACGACGAUGAAGACAGCUCCGACGAUGACGACGACCUGGAAGCGAGCUUCCUCCCGCUGGAACCGGAAGACUGGGACGAGCCGGCGAGCGGGGAGAGCGACGCUGAGGUGGAAGUUUCGGCCAGCGACAAAAAGUCUGCGCUCCAGUUUGCGGCCAAAGCGAAGGCUCGGCUGGACAAGGAGAAGACCAAGAAGAAGCGCGCACCGGAAGAGGACUCCUCUCCGGUGAAGGCGGCUCCGGCGAGCAAGAAGGCAAAGGCCAGCCCUGAGGUGGAAAGCAGUCCCGAUGUGGCGAACGGCAAGAAGAAGGAUGUUAAGGGAAAGGGCAAAAAGGUGGCCGGAGGAGUGACGAAGAAGGCGGCGGCCGCCGUCGGCAAGAAGGGAAAGGUCGUCAAAGAGGCCAGCAAACCGGUCAAGGCAGCGGCCAAGGCGCUGCUCGAAGAUGCUAGUGUAAAGAAGGUCAAGGGAAAGGAUAUCAAGAAGAAGAAAAAUAAGAAAUAAAAAAAAUCUUUAUUAAAUAAUAC
Molecule: messenger RNA, 2699 nt
Organism: Culex pipiens pallens (northern house mosquito)
Lineage: Eukaryota; Metazoa; Arthropoda; Insecta; Diptera; Culicidae
Exons: 6
Coding region: 316-2676 (786 amino acids)
Molecular function (GO): RNA binding; inositol-1,4-bisphosphate 1-phosphatase activity
Source: RefSeq, a predicted model, not a curated record